AAAACGAAAAUUAAAAACAAAGCACAGCAGCGGAACGUAGUUGCGAGAAAAUCGCUCAAAUUUCUAGUGGAACUAAUUUAGAAGGCUCUCCAGGAUGUCGGUGAACACCGCCCACGCCAACAACGGCGUGCUCAUACACGCUGGCGAGUACAUACUGCUCCAUAGCGACAGCGUUUCCAUGGAAUUCUCGGGCCAGGACAAUCCCGUGUUCAAGGGCUCGAAGGCGGGACGCAUCUAUUUGACAUCGCAUCGCAUGAUCUUCAACAGCAAGAAAUCGGCAGACACCAUGCAGUCCUUCAGUGCCCCGUUCGUGGCUCUGUCCGAUGUGGAGAUUGAGCAGCCCGUCUUUGGGGCCAACUACAUCAAGGGCAAGGUGCGCGCCCAGCCCAACGGCAACUAUGUGGGCGAGGUCAAGUUCAAGCUGCACUUCAAGGCCGGCGGCGCCAUUGAGUAUGGACAGGCCCUGCUGCGGUCGGCCAAGACCGCAAUGAACAACUACCAUCGCGGGGGCAUUGCCGGCGACGAUCCGCCGCCGUACCAGCCGGCUGGAAACUGGAACGAGGCUCCGCCACCGGCCUACCAGCCGCCACCGGGCUACUAUGGUUGGUUGCCGCAGCACGAUGCCUUCAGUGGCCCAGCACCGAAUACGGUGUUCAUGAGCGACAAUCCGCCGCCGUAUCCGGGCAUCACACCGCCGAGCAAUCAGCCAGCACCACCACAGCCUCAGGGCCCAUCGAAUGAACCGAAUUGGUAUGGUUUUUCAGCGCCUCCGCAGCAGCAGCCGCAGUGGCAGGGGCAGGGGCAGGGCCAGGGGCAGGGAUGGGCUGGCGGCUAUGUCCAGCCACCGCCCUAUGCCGCCUGUGCACCAAACUGUCCGCCCGGACCUCCCUAUGCGGUUCCGGCUCAGACCUACAAUGGUCCGACCCCAUACGGCGGCUACAGCGGCUAUAACAACGUGCCUGGUGGCUUCAUGCAGCCCCAACAACAAGCGAACGGCUAUCCAGGAGGACCAGGAGGACCUCCUCCUGCCCAGCAGCAGCCACCGCAGCAAGCAGGAGCCGCUGCCGGCGCUGCGGGUGCCAGUUUUAUGGGCUUCAGUCUGCCGCCAGGAAAUUCCAAAGAAGCGGAAGCUGCUGCAAGUGCUUACAACACACCCUAUAAUCAAGGCGGUGCCGGUCCAUCCGGUGCCAGCGAAAUGCCUCCUUCAUAUAAUAACUUGCCGCCCAGCUAUGACGAUGCAGCAAGGAAGCCCCAAUAAAAUAUGCCCUAUGUUUCACUCCUGAUCAAAUAUAAUCCCAAUGGAAAUGUUAUCACUUGAAGCUCUAACUAAGGCUCAUUCCUGAGUAUAUCCAUCUGCAAAAGGCAAGAUGUAACUUUAAGUAUUAACUAUUGAUUGUAAGCCGUUCUCGAAAAUUCUUGAAACGGCUCUAAAGAUUCCUUAUACAGUUUUCAAGCUGAUUUCUGGUCACAACACUUUUUUUUUUUUGUAUUGGUUUUUUAAAUAUUGCAUCAACUGCAAUUAAUAGUUGUUAUUAUAUAUAAAUAUGUGUAUUGAAAUACAUUUAAA
Drosophila persimilis is the source of this 1567-nucleotide messenger RNA. RefSeq names its product postacrosomal sheath WW domain-binding protein (gene Wbp2). Gene Ontology annotation, biological process: positive regulation of DNA-templated transcription. Lineage: Eukaryota; Metazoa; Arthropoda; Insecta; Diptera; Drosophilidae. The record is from RefSeq and is a predicted model, not a curated record. The coding region runs from base 95 to 1258 and encodes 387 amino acids. Gene Ontology annotation, cellular component: nucleus. The transcript has 5 exons. Gene Ontology annotation, molecular function: transcription coactivator activity; chromatin DNA binding.